AUGGCAUCUGGAGCGAGUGCGGAACAUCUGUGUGGUUUUCUGGGGCUACCCGGGGUUGCGUUUCUCCGCAGAGGAACAGUCGUGCGUGCGGCAGAGCGGAGGCAGUUGGCGUCUCCGGGAGUCCGGCGAAGAGCACCCGCGUCGCGCAGACGAGAACGCAGCACACGGACGCUGGUUCAGGAGUUUUCGCGACGUGGUCAGGAUGCCAUUGACUCGCGUGUACCGGAGCUUGUGGAGGAAGUCGACCCUGGCAUCGUGCCAGGCGUCAGUCUGCGCAUCGUUCGUUACCCGCACCGCGUCCUCCGGGCACCGAACGAACCGGUUACCGUUUUCGACGACGCUUUGCUGAAACUCGUACGUGACAUGUUCAAGGUUAUGUAUGCAAGCAGGGGCGUUGGACUUGCAGCUCCGCAAGUUGGUAUCAACAAACGGGUGAUGGUCUUUAACCCAAAAGGUGACCCCCGGGCGUGGCUGAGCGAGGUUGCGCUCGUGAACCCGCGAAUCAUUGAGCGAAGCGAGGCCACGGAGGAGGGUAUGGAAGGCUGUCUCAGUUUCCCAGGGGUAUCGGGCGAUAUCGAGCGCUCGCUCAUGAUCAAGGUGGAGGCGAUGAAACCGAACGGGAAACGCUUUCAGGUCAAGUAUCAGGGUUGGACGGCCCGAAUUUUCCAGCACGAAUACGACCAUCUGGAUGGCGUGCUCUUCAUUGAUCGGAUGAAACCGGCGGUGCGGGAGCAGAACCGCGGGGCGCUCGAGAACCUCAUGCGGCAAGUGCCCGAGUCGGAGCGUGCCCUCUGA
Molecule: messenger RNA, 795 nt
Organism: Cyanidioschyzon merolae strain 10D
Lineage: Eukaryota; Rhodophyta; Bangiophyceae; Cyanidiales; Cyanidiaceae
Product: polypeptide deformylase
Exons: 1
Coding region: 1-795 (264 amino acids)
Biological process (GO): peptidyl-methionine modification
Cellular component (GO): mitochondrion
Molecular function (GO): peptide deformylase activity
Source: RefSeq, a predicted model, not a curated record